ACCCAAUGUGUUGACAUGGUAACACAUGGUGGCAAUCGAGGUUUCCAGGCAUAUAGGAACACCUUUCUUGGCCAGUAUUGAUUCAACCUUUUUCCGUGGAUGUUCUUUGAAAUACCAAUAUGACGACUGCGAGUUUGCCCAGAGUUCCCGAGGGACUUCGGGAUCUCAUGAAAGUUUACACCAAAGAAGUUUUGCGUGAAAAGCCAUCCGAUCUGUACGAGUUUUCGGCCAAGUUUUUUAACAUGAUUGUUGGCGAGAAGUCCCACCAAGCAGUGAGAAAAUACGAACCAGCCCAGACUUACGAAACCAUUAUGAAAAACCGUAUACGUCAGCAAGUGCCCAUAUCCAUGGUUUUUAAUAUAAUACCCGAAAAUCUGACGGACUUGAUCAAGCAAUUUAUAAAGGCUGUUCUAAGAGAAAAGCCGGAAAACAUUUAUAUUUUUGCACAGGAGUAUUUUCAGAGACUAUCGAAGGAAAAGUCCGGUCGUACGGAAUACACAAAGUAUGCCACAUACGAAAAGUCAUUGAAGGACAAAGAAAACGUAGCUCUUGUGGCAAAGGUAACCUGUGAAUGUGGACGUGUACUGAGUGCAAAAACACAGAAUGUGGAAAAUAAUACUGUCCUCAUUGAAAAGGAAGAAAAGAUCGACUCUAAUAUACCCAAGAAAGAUGAUGAAGAGAAAAAUUUAAUUAGUAUCACCUACAUCAAAUCUGUAGUUAUUAUUCAAAGGAACUUUCGCCGAUAUCUGAAGCGGGUGAAAACAGGUCCAAAUAAAAAGGAUAAAUGCAGUAGCAUGGAAUACAUGACUUCGAUUUUGCUGCUCCAAAGACAAUUUCGCCGGCUUAUUGCUAAAAAACGAGUGGAAAAACUCAAGCUUUCGCGUACAAAUCAACCAAAAGCUAAAAUUGACACGGCCAACUAUAUGAAUGCCGUUCUCAUUAUUCAAAGACAUUAUCGCAUAUAUUUAAAAAAGAAGCAGGAGCAAAAUCGAUUAAAAAACGAAAAAGUUUCCUUGGCAACAGCCGCCAUUAUAAUCCAGAGAGCCUUUCGCAGGAUGUUGGCCGUACAUAAGGCCAGAAGGAUAACCUCGGCCAGUGCCGAUCAUCCCGAGGACCUUAACGACAAUGCCUCCGAAACAGGAUCCUACACCUCCGUGUCGACAGCCCUCCUUUCAACGGAAUCCACCGAGCUGGGGGGAACCAAUUACGAGGAACGAGUUCAUCAGAAAAUAAUCCACGAGGACGAGGAAGUGGAGAACAGCAACGUGGAUGGUGGCCUGGGAAAGGAGUAUUUUGAAGAACCCAUUAAAGGAGCCGAAAAAUCGAUACUUCUAAGAAAAAGCGAUACCCUAAGUGGCCCAUUAAUCGAAAAUCCGGAAGACCAUGAAAGUAAUGAUUACUCUGAGUUUGAGGUCGAGAAAGCAAAAGAAGAACUUGAGGAUGAAUUUAGAGCAAUUAAAAAACGGGAUGCACAAAAUCCAUCUGAACUGGAAUUAAAGCUGGAAAAACAAGAUGAGCUUCAAACUCAGAAUCUUGAUGCCAAAGAGACCGAAAAGGCCUUAGACUCUAAAAAAGAAAAUGAUACUCAUUUAGAAUCUGAAAUUGAAGCUAAUCUUAAAUCUCAAAAAUCCAUCGAGAAUUUGGAAACCGAGAACGAAGAUGAAACUAGAAAUAUCGAAACUAUCAAAGGCUUGGAACCCAUAAUUAAAUCUGAAAUAGAGCCUAAAAACACUUCAGAAGAGCCGGCAGAGACUAAAAAUGAUACACUUCAAGAAAGUGAAUCUCAAAAUGGGAAAAAAGAAGAGGAAGAAAAGGAAAGGUCAAAUAAGAUAUUUGUUGACACUCCUGAAGAUUUAGAAAAAAAAGAUAAUAUUGAAAUCAUAGAAACAAUUCCUCCUCCAAAAUUGGUCAAAGCAGAAAGUCAAUUGCAAGCAACUCCCACCAUUUCCAUAGAACAUGUUGAUGAUAGUCCCGAAGAGAAUCCACAAAUUCAAUCUGAAUCUAAUGUAGAUAUUGUGCCAGAAUCAUCCGAACCCUCAAUUAUAUCGGCAGUAGAUCAACCAGAAAGUUUAUCUGAGAUUGAAGUAGAAAACCUUAAGUCUAUUCAGGAUACUGACAAAGAGGGACGUGAUCAAGAAUCUCGAAAACAGUCAUCAAUAGAUAAUGAAAAAGAAAAGCCUGUUAAAUCUUUAGUUUCCAAUACAAGUCAGGAAGAAAAGAAUAAGGAAUAUCGAAAACAAACUUCAAUAGAUAAAGACAAACAUAACCCUGUUGAAUCAUUACUUUCAAACGCAAAUCAGGAAGGUCAUGUUCAAGAAUCUACAAAACAAUCUUCAAUAGAUAAUGACAAAGAAAAACUCGUUGAAUCUUUAGAUUCAAACGAAAGACAGGAAGGACACAAGCAAGAAUCUCCAAAACAACCUUCACUCGAUAAUGAAAAAGAAAAGCCUCUUGAGUCAUCAAUCCUUAACCCAAUUCAGGGAGUUGCAUCAAAUGAAGAUAAUUCCUCAAGGGAUGAAAAUGAUAUUGAAACUGGUCUUAUACAUAGAGCUAAGAGAAGUUUAGAAGAACUUGAAAGUAACUUGGAUAAAAUCAAGGAAAAUUCCGAGAGUAUAGCUGAAGAAAACAAUGUUGAGAAUCUUGUGGAAAAAGAAGGGAAUCUCAAGAAUAGCAUCGAACGGAUUGAUCAGAACAAAAGUCAAGAAAAAAACUCUGAUGCACCUGAAUGUAAAAAAGAAAUGGAAACACAGGACAGUCCAGAGAUGGUUGCUAACAUCGGGGAAGAUUCCUUGGAAAAAGAAAUAAAACCAUUAACACUUGAAGAUGUCGUUGGGGAAGUUGAAAGAUUAGGUGAUGAAAUAAAGAAUGAUACCGCGGAAACCAUUUCCAACAUAAAAAAUGCUGUAAGCGAGAGUAUAGAUGCAGUUGAAGUUAGCAAAGAGAACUUAUUAAAUAAACAAUAUAAUGAAAAGUUAUUCGAAUUUCAAAAUAAUAAAAAAGAAUCCACAACAGAUCCCAAGGAUGAAAAUGUAGACCAGGAAGAACCACUUUCUAGAUCCAAACGAAGUACCGACAAAUCUAAUGAACAAUCUAAUGAAGAGUUAAACGAAUUUCAAAAUAAUGAUAUAGAAUCCAGAACAGAUCCCAAGGACGAAAAAGUAGACCAAGAAGGACCACUGCUUAGAUCCAAACGGAGUACCGAAGAAUCUAAUGAACAAUCUAAUGAAGAGAUAAACAAAAUACAACAUAAUGAAAAAGAAACCACAACAGAUCCCAAGGAUGAAAAAGUAGAUCAGGAAGGACCACUUAUUAGAUCCAAACGAAGUACCGAAGAAACAGAAAUAAAUUUAGAUUCUGAGACCGACAAUUCUAAAAACCUAACUGGGGAAAUACCAAAAGAGUCAUUAACUGAAGGAGGUGAGAAGAAACUUAUGGAGGAAACGACAAUGUUACACCACACUAAGCUACCCUUAGCCGAAGAAAGUUUUCACGAGAAAAAUACAACCAAAGAUAGCUUGGUUAAUGAAAGUGUAAUAUCAACUGAAGCUGAAUCCUGUGAACCUGGACAAAAAAAUGUCCUUACUAAAAGUCUAGAGAUAGAUCCAUGUAAAGAAUCAGGUGAUGAUCUUGAAGCUAGUAAAGAUAAUGAAAAGCAGACGCUUGUUAAAGAACAUGCAAGCACAGAUGGUACUAAAUUAUUUGUCCCUUCAGUUGAAUCUCCAAGUGAAAAAGAACUUCCGACAUCAGUUGAUAAAUUAGUUGAAAGUAUAACUUAUGAUGAAUUAAAAUCUGCAAACGAUAUUUCUUUGAAAGAUAAUAAAACUGGAACGAAGGAGCUCUUAGAAAAAAAAAAUAUUGACGCAUGUAAAAUGAAAAGACAAGAAAUAAGUAUCCAGGUAGAUAAUGGAAAUUCUAUACAGAUUGAUCCGACAGAUGCCACUGACACUAUCAAGAACGCAAAAGAAUCAAAUUCGGCUUCAAUGGAAAAACAUUCUGCAAAUGAAACAACAGAUAGUUUUAACAAUGCUAAAGAAGAAAAAGAAUUCCAUUCUGCAGAUAAAGAAUCGGACAAGGAAGUCGUUGCCAUUGAAAAAAUUCCUUCUGAAGACUCGAAAACGAGCCCUGCAGAAACUACCGAUAAAAAUGCAGUUUCAAAAGAAUCGAAUAGUGAAAAAAAUUCAGGGGAUAGUUCGUCUGCCCUAGAAAAUAAGCCCAACGAUGCCGAACUUGAUAAUGCCGUUACUGUAAACAAAGAUGACGAAACUAUUUUGAAAAGUUCUAGUAAAGAAAGCAUUGAUAAAACACCUACAGAAUCUGAUUUGGAAAAGGAUCAAGGAAAGGAACUUUCCGACGAGAAUGAUCUUCUAAUUAAAACAGAGGAAGUGAAAAAUUUAGAAAAGGAACUUUCUUACGAGAAUGAUCUUCUAAUUAAAACAGAGGAAGUGAAAAAUUUAGAUGAAGUAGAAAUUAAAGAAACCCAAGCCCCUGAUAGCGAUUCUCCUGUCAGCAAAGAGAUAGAUGUCCCAGAUUCCAAAGCCGAGAAGCCGAUCGAUUCAAUUCCCUCAAAAACUGAACAGAAAAACUCUUCAUUGCUUGUAACUAAUCAAUUAAUUGGCACCCAAAAUUUACCAACUAACCAUAUUGAGAUUGAAAAAAACACCAAGAAGUACUCUAGCGUUAAUGUAAAAGAUAAAGAUAUUGGCACUUUAUCAUCGGGACGUCUGGUUCCCACACCAAUUGCUGAACUGCAGCUGAAAUCAUUUAAGAACACUAACGACGAUGGCGCCUGGUAUGAUAUAUAUGUAGAGAACCCGAUUCCAUUGGAUACAAGCUCAGGAGUCCCUACUGAACCUGUUAAAUCUCUAAAAACUGAUUCCGAUCAGCCAACAGAAAUAUUUGAGGAGCCUAUUAUACCUCAGGAAAGAGUUCCCAGCUAUUAUACGCCCCAGAAAAUCAUUGAACCCGAUGUACCAAAAGUAAAAAACUCCGUUUCGUUUUUUGUUUCUUUUGAUUCUGAUGAUGGCAAACCCAAAUACCAAAUACCAAAAAGGUUCCAGGAUCAAUCGAAGAAAAACAUUACUGAAAAUAAACAACCAGAUGCUGAUUCUAAUUUAACCAAAUCUGAAGAGGUUGAAACCUUUUCUUCUGAUGAUAAUGAAAAUGAAGAGGAAAUUGAGGUGAUAGAAGUUUCAGAAGGAGAUCCUGAAUACCAGAAGAUGGCUGGAACAAAACUUCAAACCAUCUUAGAACUAAAUGAAAAUGAACAGAUCAAUGAUGAGCAAAAUAAAAAUAAUCCAGCUGUGGAUCCAGAAACAGGUGAAUUGUCAGCGGUAGUUAAAAGUAAUCUUGGAAUCUCUAAGGAAAGAGACUUAAAAGAAAAGUCUGAAGAGUCUACAAAAAGCGAUUCUGAUUUGGAAUCCCUCUAUAAGGCUGAUAUUUUAAGCCUCACAAAAUCGGUUCAGAUUAUCGAAAGAGCUUACAAAAGGUUUAAAAACAAGAGUGCAGAAGUCACCGAAAAACAAAAUAUUAAAAUUGAUAACAGAAAAGAUUUCACCGAACAACAAAAUAUUAAAAUUGAUAAAUCAAAUGACGUCACAGAAGGACAAAAUAAUGAAAUUGAUAACUCAGAAGAUGUCACCGAAGAACAAAAUAUUGUAAUUGGUAACUCACAAGAUGUCCCCGAAAAACAAAAUAUUAAAAUUGUUAACUCUAAAGAUGUCACCGAAAAAGAAAAUAUUAAAAUUUGUAACUCAAAAGAUGUCACCGAAGAACAAAAUAAUGAAAUUGAUAACUCAAAAGUUAAUAAUGCUGCUAAAAUAAUACAAAAGUGGAUUCGCAAUAUUUUAGAGAAGAAUUUAAAAAAACUUUCAUCAGAUAAUGUAAAGGAUAGCCAACAAAUCUUAGCUGCAAGAAAAAUUCAAAGAGCAUAUAGGAAUUAUGUAAAAAAAUUACAGAAUGCAAAUGAAGAAAUAUCAAAUGAAGAAUCGAUUAAAAUUGAAAAUAACGAUUUUCAAGAAGUAGAAAACAAAGAAAAAAAUAACCAAUAUAAUGAAAAGCAGAAAAACGCUAUUCUUAUAAUUCAAAAAGCGUUUAGGCUUUAUUCUCAAAGAAACAAAGUUAAACAAAACAAAUUGGAAUUAGAUGAAAACGACUUAAGGCAAAACGAAGCCGCAAUAAAAAUACAAAGGGCAUUUAAAAGAUAUUUAAAAUUAAUCCAAAAACCAGAUAUUGUAAUGCAAAAUGAGUCUAAAGAAAUCGAAGAAGUGCAAGAAUCUGUGAAAUCCGAUUCAGUUACUACCCAAGAACAAAAAUCUAAACCAACUGAUACCCGAAAAGGCGAUCUUGAAGUAAAAGCCAAGGCAGUUAUAAUAAUACAGAAAGCUUUUAGACAGUAUUUGGAACGAAAAAAGUUAGAACACCUUGAGGAAAACUCAUUUGAUUCACAAUCAAUUACUAGUUCCCGAAUAACAACCAUUGAAAAUGCAAAUUAUGCAGCUGAUGCAACGCCAACAGAUAGUUUGAUUCAGGACUCCGUUGAAAAUACGCCGGAAAUUAAGCCAAAAUCUGAAUGGUUCGUGGGAUCAACACUAAUUAUACCAAGCCAGGAAGUCGUUGAGGAACCUCUCAAGAUCGAAAGUGGUCCGGAUACAGCAGCAUCGGCACGUAAAAGCACGCAAGUAGUAGAAUCAGUUGAAACCGUAGAUAGUUCGCAUGGCUCGCUUGAAUCCAAACAAAAUUCUGGUACUAAAUUUGAUGAGACUGUAGGCAAGGAUAUUGAAAAGGAUAAUGCACUGUCUUGUGGUUUAGCAGGUCCAGAAGAUGCUGAAGUUAAAGCUGAAACGGGUUCCGAUGAAGAUGCUAUUCUUCUAACACAGUCCAACUUGGAUAAAAUCGAGCAGGAUAUCCUUUCCACUCAAGAACUGGUCAAUAAUUUCUUGGAAAAAGAAAUUGAGUUCUCAUCUGCACAAGGACCUUAUGAAAGUGAAAAUCUUAAAGAAGUCGUAGAAGAACCUUGCAUUAAGAAAUCUGCUUCGCUAGUCAAUUUAUCUGAGGAGGAGACAGGAGAUCCUACGGAUUCUUCACUUUCGGAAACUACUGGCUUAGAUACUUUAUCAGCAGAUACCAUAGACAAGGCCACAGUGAAGUUGGCCAAGCCCGAGGAAGUGAUUGAGAAAAUGUCCCAGUUACGUGAAUCUAAGAGUCAAUCCUCCCAGGAAAGGAUUCAAUCCGGUGAUGCUAGUUUUGAGGAACCCAUUGUGCGGCCAAUGAGUUCUUUACAGGAGCAAACCAGCAUGGACAUUGAAGAUGGCGAUAUUAUCGUUUACAACCGUCUGCAGCGAGAUGAAACCCGUGAGAGUUCUGCCCAGAGUGACUCCGUGGUUUUUGGUGAUCCAGAGACGGAAAAGAUUCCGGAAAAAGACGAAGAAUCCGGCAGAGUGCAUUUGAUGCGGCACUACACCAUUGCUGGGGAUGAUCCCCGAGGUCUAUUCCGUUCUGUGACCAUUGAUGAUGCACUUAAUUAUGAAGAGGACAUGGAUUCAGGUCAUGGCAUACAAAAUGCAGCCAGCUUUUACUUGGACGAUGAAACAUCUGAGAACAUUCGGAAGAAAAUGAUGGCCUAUUCGCUUAGUGAAACGGAUUCCGAUUACAUUGAUCCCAGAAAGGUGAGUCAAGAGGACUUCGAUAUAGACACGGCCAUGGCAGAUGCCAUGGGCACCUCCACAGAGACAGAAUCAACCAUCGUAUCGGCAGCCACCAAGAUACAGGCUGGAGCUCGGGGAUUCCUCACCCGGCGCAGAUUGCGGCGCGCCAGUGCUGGCACCAAAUCAUCCACCCAAGACACCAAGGCGUCAUUUGGCAAUGAUGCCAUUAGCGAAUCCCUAGAACGAUUCAUCGAAGAGGAGGCGGCCAAGAAGAUACAGGCUGCAUAUAGAAUUCAUACGCGCAAACGUAAAGGAUACCCCCGAAAAAUGGAGGGCAUCAGCCUGGAGAGCAACCUGGCUGCCAGGCGACAAAAGCUGCAGCGCGGAGAUGCCCUGCGGAAUGACUCUACCCCGGAUGAUGAGCACAGUGUGGCCACCAAUGGUGGGCAGACUCAGAAAGCGGCCAAGCCGCCACGCCACAAGUUAGUUGGUGAUGCCAAGUCCAGGGCCGCUAUGGAAUUGAAAUGGCUUACCAUGAGGCAGAACUCAAUGCCCGUGCAAAUCGACUGUGAAGUAUUCAGAGUAAUACCCAAGCAUAUGCGAAAACGCAUUAAAAGCGCCGAUGCUAACAAAAGGAAAUAAAACGUACGUAAAUUAAGUAAAUACGCUGAAUUUUAUCCAAAUAAAAUAUAUACAUUCGAUCGACAAUGUUUUUGUUAUCAAACAAAACUGACAAGCUUCCGGGACAGAGGCGGCUA
Messenger RNA from Drosophila ananassae, 8401 nucleotides. RefSeq names its product putative leucine-rich repeat-containing protein DDB_G0290503. The record is from RefSeq and is a predicted model, not a curated record. NCBI's taxonomy places the organism in Eukaryota, Metazoa, Arthropoda, Insecta, Diptera, Drosophilidae. The coding region runs from base 120 to 8285 and encodes 2721 amino acids. The transcript is spliced from 19 exons. Gene Ontology annotation, molecular function: protein binding.